This is a messenger RNA of Contarinia nasturtii (swede midge), 854 nucleotides long. RefSeq lists its product as uncharacterized. NCBI's taxonomy places the organism in Eukaryota, Metazoa, Arthropoda, Insecta, Diptera, Cecidomyiidae. The coding region runs from base 31 to 693 and encodes 220 amino acids. The record is from RefSeq and is a predicted model, not a curated record. The transcript is spliced from 4 exons.
UCGCUACUGUAAUUUUUAAUUGUGGAAAAAAUGAAGUUGGCAAUAGUUGUGUCGAUAUUAUUGUGCAUUCAUUGUACAAACGCAUUUUCAACUUAUAACACUUGGAAAAAUCGAAUAGCAAAAUACAAUGAACUGCUUGACUGUGAAUAUUACACAACUUCUGAGGAUGUUUAUAGAGAUUCGAUUGAAAUUGAGACUGGAACAUUCUAUUCAUUGUCUACAGAUGCGAUUAAGUUUCGUUUAAGUGCAACUGACGAUAAUACGGAUAAUGGGCUUUAUUUCGUAAUUGGAGAACGCUUUAAUGGAUAUGAUCAAAGGUUUGGAACGACCAUCUAUGGGCUAGGAAAGACCUACGUUAAAUUUGGAGGAAAUGUAUUGAAAACAUUAACAACACCGGAAAUCAUUCGAAAUGAUCAACCAAAUAAAAUAUCUUUCAAAGUUUUAGAAGAUGGCUACAUUCAAAUCACUAUUAAUAACAACACAGUGUUUUUAUUCAAGCCGAAUGAAUUUGAUUCAACUACAUUGAAAUACAUCAGUUUUGCUGCAAGCACAGAUCUAUAUAUUCAAGAAUUUUUUUAUAACUGCAAAGGCAAUAGCAUUGACGACCCUGUAUUUCCCGUUCCUUUUAUACCGACACAAAAAAUAGACCCUACAGUCGAGACGUAUAGUAUCGAGGACGAAGUAGUUUAUUAAGAAUGAAAUGAGAUUUCAUAUAACAUUAACAUGAUGGGUUUAUAAUUAAAAAUAUCUAAAAUACUUGAGUGUAUUUAGAAUGAUUAGAUUUAUGAAACGUUCUUAAAUCAUAAAGAGCAAGUGCAAAUUAUAAAUCAAAAAUAAAUAGUUGAACAUUGAAA